AUGCAGGCGGUUCUACAGCAGAUUCAUCAAGCCAACGUAAAGGCACUCUUGCUGAGUAGAAUAAACCUAUUCGUUAUUGUGUUUAAUUGUGUGGCAAUGUUUAUGCUCCUCGUGACGUGGUCAGUGUCGAUUUCAAAGGAGGGUGGCGGUGUACUGAAGCGCUACGUGGCUUGCAUUUUUGCCUUUAUUCUCCUUGCGAUAGCCACCUUCGUCUCUGUGCUGGUGUGCCGCCUGCAACCGCAGCUGCCGCUUUACUACGCCCACGAAAUCAUCUCGAUACUCGCUCUCGUUCUCACCGCCAUCUCAAUGGGCAUGAACGACGUGGUGGUGGACCUCUGCAACACUAAGCAGGCGCUGGGAAGCACGCAGUGCGGCGCCCACACUGGCGAACUUGUGGCGGAAGUCAUGGCGUGCCUCGCAAUGGGAUUUAAUUACGCCUCUACGCAGCAGCGCAUUGUAAACUUCAUUGACAAGGGUAUCCUUGACGGCAUUAAGGGGCGGACGGGCGGCAUGACGCAGCUGCCAUAG
Messenger RNA from Trypanosoma rangeli, 528 nucleotides. RefSeq lists its product as uncharacterized. Lineage: Eukaryota; Euglenozoa; Kinetoplastea; Trypanosomatida; Trypanosomatidae. The record is from RefSeq and is a predicted model, not a curated record. The transcript has a single exon. Bases 1 to 528 code for a protein of 175 amino acids.